GAGGACGUGUGCAGAUCUCUUCCGCCUGCUGCCGUUCAUAGUGUUUGUGAUCGUCCCCUUCAUGGAGUUUCUGCUGCCUGUCUUUCUGAAGCUCUUCCCUGAAAUGUUACCUUCUACCUUCGAGUCAGAAUCCAAAAAGGAGGAAAAGAUGAAGAAGAAACUCGGCGCCAAACUGGAAAUGGCCAAGUUCCUUCAGGAGACGAUCUCGGAGAUGGCACGGAGGAACAAGGCCGAGACCGGAGGAGACGGACAGCAGCAGUUCUCAUCUUAUGUUCAGCAGGUCCGGGUCACCGGCGCUCAGCCCUCCACACAGGAAAUUGUGCGAUUCUCCAAGCUGUUCGAGGACGAGCUGACUCUGGAGCACCUGGAAAGGUCUCAGCUGGCAGCUCUGUGCCGCUUACUUGAACUGCCACCAAUUGGCACCAAUAACUUACUACGGUUCCAGCUGCUUAUGACGCUCCGGUCCAUACGAGCAGAUGAUGAGAUGAUAUCAAAGGAAGGGGUGGACGUUCUGACCGUGGCUGAGCUUCAGGGAGCCAGCAGGACCCGAGGGAUGCGCUCAUUAGGCCUGACAGAGGAACAGCUCAAAGAUCAGAUGAAGCAGUGGUUGGAACUGCAUCUGAAGGAGAACGUUCCCCCAUCUCUCCUACUCCUGUCACGAGCACUUUAUCUGACAGAUAUAAAACCCAAACCCAUCCUACCCCCCAUGCCGACUGUAGAGGUACCAAAGACAACAGCAACCCAAACACAGCCUACAGAUGAUAAAGAUACACUAACAGACCCAGCUCCGGUAUUACAAGGCAUUCAGGAUGAAGAUAUCGCCUCCAAAUCUGUUGCACAUGACUCCGCCCUGCCAGCAAAGGAAGGUGCAAAAGCCAGUGCCAAUGGGGUGUAAUACGGACAG
Molecule: messenger RNA, 904 nt
Organism: Nanorana parkeri
Lineage: Eukaryota; Metazoa; Chordata; Amphibia; Anura; Dicroglossidae
Gene: LETM2
Product: leucine zipper and EF-hand containing transmembrane protein 2
Exons: 8
Coding region: 62-895 (277 amino acids)
Biological process (GO): intracellular monoatomic cation homeostasis
Cellular component (GO): mitochondrial inner membrane
Molecular function (GO): ribosome binding
Source: RefSeq, a predicted model, not a curated record